AUCCUGCCCCAGCUGGGCUGGGCUGGGCUCCGCUCCGCUCCACUCCGCUCGGCUCGGGUCCGCUCGACUCCCAGCUCUCCGCACCCGCUGCCCGCCCGUCAGCCCGCCCGCCCGCCUCUGGGGGCAUGAGGCGCUGCUGGCGGACAGCGGGUCAAACAAAAGAGCCCCGGCUCAGGCUGUGCGCCCCGGUGCCCAGCGCCCCCCGCGCGGGGCAUGGAGACUGAGCGGAGCCGCCCGAGCCCGCGCCGCGCCCGGGGGAUGCCGCGGCCCCAGCCCUAGGGGAGCCCCGGCCGCCCUGCUGGAAGCUCGGGGCGCGGGCGCGGGGAGGACGCAGAGGAGGAGAAGGAGGAAGAGAAGAAGAAUUUGGAGGAGGACUCUCUCUGGCUCCCAGUUUCUCGCCUUCCAGCCAGCCCCAGGGCGCGGAGCAAAGCCAGAGCGCAGCGCACUCGGAGCCCGAGCCGGAGCCGGAGCCCGAGCCGGGGCGGCAGCGGCAGCGGCAGCAGCAGCAGCAACAGCCAGGGGGGCAGCGCCGCGGUAGCGGGUCCCACGGGAGCCAUGAGCAAGUGUAACGGGAGGUGCACGCUGGUCGGGUUUUGCUGCCUGCAGCUGGUGGCAGCUCUGGAGCGGCAGGUCUUUGACUUCCUGGGCUACCAGUGGGCUCCCAUCCUGGCCAACUUCCUUCACAUCAUGGCGGUCAUCCUGGGCAUCUUUGGGACUGUGCAGUACCGAUCCAGAUAUCUCAUCAUGUAUGCAGGCUGGCUUGUUCUCUGGGUCGGCUGGAAUGCAUUCAUCAUCUGCUUCUACCUGGAAGUUGGGCACUUGUCUCAGGACCGAGACUUCAUCAUGACCUUCAACACGUCCCUGCACCGCUCCUGGUGGAUGGAGAAUGGCCCCGGCUGCCUGGUGACCCCCGUGCUGAACUCCCGCCUGGCCCUGGAGGACCACCACGUCAUCACCGUCACUGGCUGCCUGCUCGACUACCCCUACAUUGAGGUGCUCAGCAGCGCCCUUCAGAUCUUCCUAGCACUGUUUGGCUUUGUGUAUGCCUGCUACGUCAGCAAAGUGUUCCUGGAGGAAGAAGACAGCUUCGACUUCAUUGGAGGUUUUGAUUCCUACGGUUACCAGGCCCCUCAGAAGACAUCACACUUACAGCUGCAGCCUCUCUACACGUCAGGGUAGCCCCCGCCGCGGCCCUGCCCGGCGCUGGACACCGGACCCCACCCUCUGGACUUGACCGUGCCCGAGGCGUCUUCCUCUCCUCGCCUGGCCCGCCCGCUGCGCAUCCAGCCCAGCCGAGCUCUCCUCUGGGCCAGGGCCCAACGCCCACGCUGCGGGGCGGCCACCCACGGAGUCACGGAUAGGGACGCCCCCUGCCGGCCCGCGAGGACACAGACCCGACUCGGACUUGUGGGCGGAGGACGGGACUGGACCCUGAGCAGCUGGCGGGGCCCCUGGCCUAGCCCUGGGAACUUGGGGGGGAGGGAGGGGAAGGGACUCGUGGGAUUUGUAUGAUUUUUUUUAACUUAGCCCUGGUACUGAGCCUGUACCCCUCCUCUCUGAUCUUACCCGUCUUCUUCCUUUCCUUAUGUGGCAAUUACAACCCCUUCCACUGGGGAGCCCCUCCCCCCCACAGUGGAACCCCUCUCCUUUCUAUUGUGGGGGACCCAUCUUCCAGGAGGGCAGAUUGUCGAAGGGACCCCAAAGUCAAACAAUAACAUGUAAAGACUCCCGUUCAGCCCAGGCUUCAGCCCCAGAACUGCCAUCCCCCUCUCUUCUACACAUGCCAUCCAGACCGCAGCUCCCUAUCUUUCUCAGUAAUCUAGCAUCCCACCCCUACAGGGCAGACAUCAGCUUCAUAACCCACAUACACUGCUUCCAUCCUCCCUCACACAGCCCUACAUCUCACAGCUUUAUAUCUCCUUUCACUACCACUCAGGUACAGAGCCACCAUCUUCCCCUAUCAGCCUCCCCCACCCCCCAUCCCUGCCCCUCCCCCCAUAAGCUUGACAUACUUCCUGGCCCAUCUGCCAAUGUCUCUGUCAAAGCCAAUAGAACAAUUCCUGGUGUUGGGAAAAAGGUGCCAGGGGCCAGUGAUAGUAGGUAGAGCAGUCUCCUUCAUGGAGGGAAUUCCUACACCACACCACCCCCCCAUUCCAUAAAGGAAAGUCUGGGACCACUCUUUCCCUUCUUGGCUGUCCUUGAUCUGGGCCAGUCACAGUGAUUCCUCUUGUACCGAGCCAAACACCUAUUCCCUCCUCAUUUCUCAUGCUACGUUUUUGUCCUUUGCCCUAGUCCCACACACUUCCUGACCCAGACAACACACACACACACACACACACACACACACACACACACACAUACACACACAUACACAUACACAUAUACACACACACACCUUCCUGGGUGACCCCUCUUUUCUGUAGGGCCUAUCAAAUCCCCUUGGAACUCAGGAACCCAAGGCACUGGGGAGUUUGGAGGUCACCCAAAUCUAACCUACUUUUCCACAUCUGUAACAUAUAAACAAGGAGGGGGAGAGGGUACUGCAUGCGGGACCAGGACCCUCGGAAGGGCAGAGUCCCCACCACUUCUCUGGAGAAACCGGUGUCUCCUUUGACUGUGGAUAUACUCCUUCCCUUCCUAGGAGCAGGAAGCUUGCUAGGAGCAGUGGUACCAGGACUAAGUUCUGGAUGGAAUGCUUGGGACAACUGGCUCGGUCCUCGGUAUUCCUUUUUCUCAUCUGUGAAGAGGGUGCCAUUUCUGUUUCCUGAUGCUGGCCUGUCCAGCACAAUGAAAGGAUGCAUCAGAUUAGCUCUUGGGAGCGGAGGUGUGGGGGACACAGAGAUCUCAAGAGAAAGAGGAACCGAGUCUCAUCUUGGGCUUUGAUGGUGACAUCCUCUGGCCUCUCAGACAAUCUUUAGCAGCCACUAACCCUUCUAGGGGCAAAGCGUCCCAGCAGCUGGAUCGGGCCACUGACACUCUAGGUCAGAGCUUAGCAAUAGUCCUUCCAUUAUUUUGUGCCUGGCCUCUACUCCUUUUCUUUACUGACCUUCCUAGCACUGGAGCCCUUGGCAAUCCCAGCCCCUGCCUCUUGCCUUCUGGCCAGCCUGGGGAAUGAAGAGGGAGGAAGUAACUCAAUUCAGGUUAGCUCCCUUCAGCGCCUGGGCUAGCAUUCCCUCUUAUCCCCGUCCCCCCCCCCCCCCCCCCGCCCCCAGUAUCACUCCCUGGGCCAAAUGCUUCCAGUCUCACCCUCUCAACGCUCUCCCUUGCCCAGGCUGGUUCCUCCACACAUCCCGAGCUUUCUGUUCUCCGCCUUGGGCCAGAGACUUCCUCUGCAUGCCCAAGCUGAUGUUCUCCUUACCCCCUUUCCACCUCCCUCCCUUGUUUUUACUCAACAGGUUUAGUCACUGGUGCUUUGAAGCCUUUUAAUUUUCUAAGACAGUCUUUGUAAAGUGAAUUGGUUUCUUUUCUAAUCUGGGCCAGAAGGACACUAUAUUCCCCCAACCGCCUGCCUUUCCCCCAAAGGUGCUCCCUUGGUUUCUGUGCAGAUGGGUUGAUUAAAAAUGGUGUUUUCUCUUUCUUUUC
Molecule: messenger RNA, 3582 nt
Organism: Dromiciops gliroides (monito del monte)
Lineage: Eukaryota; Metazoa; Chordata; Mammalia; Microbiotheria; Microbiotheriidae
Gene: NKAIN1
Product: sodium/potassium transporting ATPase interacting 1
Exons: 7
Coding region: 556-1179 (207 amino acids)
Biological process (GO): regulation of sodium ion transport
Source: RefSeq, a predicted model, not a curated record